Molecule: messenger RNA, 2825 nt
Organism: Solea solea (common sole)
Lineage: Eukaryota; Metazoa; Chordata; Actinopteri; Pleuronectiformes; Soleidae
Gene: gpr137bb
Product: G protein-coupled receptor 137Bb
Exons: 8
Coding region: 330-1547 (405 amino acids)
Biological process (GO): positive regulation of TORC1 signaling; negative regulation of osteoclast differentiation; negative regulation of bone resorption
Cellular component (GO): lysosomal membrane
Source: RefSeq, a predicted model, not a curated record
ACUCAGGCUCAGCAGAAACCAGCAGAACCAGAACCGGCUCCGGGACCCGGGACUCAUGAUGAUGCAGCAGCAGAUACAGCGGGAACCAACAUCCUCCUCCAGCUCAGCCAAUCACGUGCUGCGCAGUCUGUCAUGUGACCAGCUGCCGCCGCUCACACUCCACGAGGCACCGGCAGAAAAGUGGGCGGAGCCUGUGACCAUCUUCCCUGAGUGUGAUGAUGAUGACGGAUCCCACUUUUAUUCUUCAUCAUCAUCUUUAGACCUCACUCACACACACACACACACACACACACACGCACUCUCUGAUGACUGAGUGAGUGAGUGAGUGAAUGAACGGUGAGGUGAUGGAGGGAGAGCCGGCACCGCAGCAGCAGCAGCAGCAGCUUCUCUCCUCCUCCUCCUCCUCCUCGUCGCUCGCGCUCCUCCCGCCUCCUCCCACUAUCUCACCGGCGGUUCCUCCGGUCGUGAAGCUCGGUCUCACCGUGGUCUACACCGUGUUUUACUCGCUGCUCUUCGCCUUCGUGUACGCGCAGCUGUGGCUCGUGCUGCGUUACCGCCACAAACGCUUCAGUUAUCAAACUUCGUUUCUGUUUCUGUGUCUGCUGUGGGCCGCGCUGCGCGCGCUCCUCUUCUCCUUCUACUUCAGAGACUGCGUCACCGCCAACGCGCUCGCGCCGUUCGCCUUCUGGCUGCUCUACUGUUUCCCGGUGUGUCUGCAGUUCUUCACGCUCAGCCUCAUGAACCUCUACUGCGCACAGGUUUACUUUAAGGCUAAGUCCAAGUAUGCGCCUGCUCUGCUCAAGUACAGACUCCCUCUGUACCUGGUCUUCCUCGGCGUCAGUCUCCUCUUCCUGGUGGUGAAUCUGGUCUGUGCCCUGCUGGUGAAGAUGAGCACCACCGACGUCAAGACCAUCGUCCUGGUGAGGGUCACCAUUAAUGACAGCCUGUUUGUCCUCUGCGCCGUCUCGCUCUCCGUCUGCCUCUACAAGGUCGCCAAGAUGUCGCUGGCCAACAUUUACCUGGAGUCAAAGGGGACCUCGGUGUGUCAGGUGACUCUGAUCGGCAUUAUGGUGGUGCUGCUUUACGCCUCCAGAGCCUGUUACAACCUGGUGGUGCUCGCCCUCGCCAACAUCGAGACCGUCAACUCCUUCGACUACGACUGGUACAACGUCUCCGACCAGGCGGACUUGCGUUCGUCACUGGGAGACGCCGGUUACAUUGUGUUCGGCGUGAUCCUGUUUGUGUGGGAGCUGCUGCCGACCUCGCUGGUCGUCUUCUUCUUCAGGGUCCGGCGUCCUCCUCAGGACCGGAGUUCAGCCGGGAUACCGAACCACAUCCUCUCCUCCCGUGGUUACUUCUUCGACAACCCGCGCCGCUACGACAGCGACGAUGACCUGGCAUGGAGCAUUCCUCCCCAGAAUGCAUCAGCGAGUCUUUCGUCGGACUGUUACGACUGGAGCAGCCGCCACAGCAGCUUCACCGUCCACAUCGGCACUGACGACCAGCACCUGACCGCCACCGCUGGAGAGCUCCACCCCUACCCGUGACUCUGCCCCCCUCUGCACUUCUCGUUUGUUUAUCGUCACUCACGUUUGUCGCAGCGUAGAAAAAAACGUAGAAAAGAUGCGAGGAUGUUUGAAGAGGUUUCCUACACGGAUCUCACACACACACACACACACACACUGCAGCGCCACCAUCAGGCCAACAACUGCGGUGUAAACUUGUACCGAUUGUAGUGGCGGGGCUAAUGUGUGAUUGACAGCUAGUACUGUAAAAGUGGGGCAUUGUUGCAGGUCAUGUUUGUCAGGCUCCACCCCUCUACUUCCAAAUAUGGUUACUUCUAUACUUCUCCAAGACGUCACUGAUUAAAAUAUUUGUGGGCGUGGCUACACUGUGACUGACAGAGCGUUCCAGUUUCACAGAUGCUAAUCGGGUCAGGUGCUUGCUAAUCUUAGCAUUACAGCUAGUUUUGCUAACUAGCAAGCAAAUCUAGCCAGUGUGCUAAUGUUAGCAUGUUAGCUAACAUGAUUAAUAUUAGCAAGCUAAUCUGGUUUAAUAAACAGUGUUCGAUACAGAGAACAGGGUUAGAUGGAGGAGUUUCAUUCGCUGUGGUGACCCCUGAAGGGAGCAGCCGAAAGGAAAAGAAGAAGUUAGCAUUACUGCUAGUCUGCUAGUUAGCGAGCUAACUUGGUUUGAUAAACACUGUUAGCAUUGAAAUGUUUAUCGUAAACUCACUGUAGCAAAAGCAGCUGUUAGCCGUUGAUUCUCAGGGCAGCCAUUUUGAAUUGCAAACUGCAAGCUUGAAGAGCGUGAGCUGCACCUUUAACCUGUGUUUGCAAAACAUUUGGUGCUAUGAUGGAAAAAUUACAAAUGAAAGACGAGUGAACGUGUGGUGGUUUCCAUGGUAACGCCGUGUAGGAACUCUGCUUCAUAGACGUCCAUAUUUGUGUAAAAAAAAAAUUACUUAUCGCAAUGAACGUCACUCACUCAUUCAUGUGAAAUAAUGAACUAAAGUGUUUGUUGAGUGUUUGUUUUAUUUAAAAAGGAUAGAAUUAAGUGUGUAGAAAAGAACUCAAGAAUCAAAAAUAAAAGUAAAAGUAAAUAUUUUUAAAAUAAAAAACUACCUGACGCUGAGGAAAGCAACGGAUUGGUAGAAAGGCUGAAGGGGGCGGGACUUGUAGUAUGUGGUUAAAAUGGACUGAGAAAAUGACGUAAACUCUAUAUUUGUAACAGGUUUUUGUAAAUGAUUUGUACAGUUUGUGUUUUUCUGUGUGUUUGGUGAUUCCCAAAAACAACAAUAAAAGGACAACGUUCUGUCAUGUCAA